Molecule: messenger RNA, 4834 nt
Organism: Peromyscus californicus insignis
Lineage: Eukaryota; Metazoa; Chordata; Mammalia; Rodentia; Cricetidae
Gene: Mcur1
Product: mitochondrial calcium uniporter regulator 1
Exons: 9
Coding region: 160-1152 (330 amino acids)
Biological process (GO): calcium import into the mitochondrion; positive regulation of mitochondrial calcium ion concentration
Cellular component (GO): mitochondrial inner membrane; mitochondrion
Source: RefSeq, a predicted model, not a curated record
UGGGAUGGGGCGUGGCAAGGGCGGACUACCGCGCCCGCCGCCCCCGGGCAGGAAAGGGCAGGUCUGCACCGCUGCCCACGCUCGCUCCCGCGGCGACUCGUGGUCGGGGCCGCGCGGGAGCGACAUGCCUGCGCGCCCGGGCCUGUGACCCGCUCGGGGAUGGACAGCGGCUCCGUGGCGGGCGAGCGGCCGAAGCGCACGCCGGGCCGUCAGCGGCUCCUGCCCUUCGGCUGCGGGGUCCAGGCGCGCCCCGGCGUCUCCCCGCUGCCCGGCGGACGACGCUGGCUGAGGCUCCGCGGACGGGCCGCCCGCGCGUCCCCGCUGCUGCUCGUCCUGCUCGUGCCCUCCCCGCGCCUGGCCGCCACCGCCCCGCGUAGGACGCUGGCUGAGCGCACGCGCCCGGGCCACGCCGUCCCCGCGGUUGCGCUCGGCGCCGGCAGGAACGCGCAGGGCCGUCUGCCGCUGGGCGUCGGGCGUGUGGCCGCCCUGGCCAGCAGCCGGAGAGAGCUAAGCCUGUCUGCUGGGUGCCGGCAGCUAGAGCACAGGAAGGGGAAUUUGCCCUCGUCUGUGAGUCGGAAGCUCUACUUUGACACCCACGCUCUGGUGUGCUUACUUGAAGCAAAUGGGUUCACCACUCAACAAGCAGAAAUCAUUGUGUCUGCAUUGGUCAAGAACACAGAGACCAACAUGGACAUCGUCUACAGUGAUAUGGUCACCAAGGUGCAGCAGGAAAUCACUCUUCAGCAAAUAAUGUCUCAGAUUGCUAACGUGAAAAAAGAUAUGGUCAUCUUGGAGAAGAGUGAGUUUUCAGCCCUCAGAGCAGAAAAUGAGAAAAUAAAACUUGAACUACACCAGUUAAAACAGCAAGUGAUGGAUGAAGUGAACAAAGUCCGGACAGAUACCAAAUUAAACUUCAAUCUAGAAAAGAGCAGAGUGAAAGAAUUGUAUUCACUGAAUGAGAAGAAGAUGCUGCAGCUGAGGACAGAAAUGGUGUCCCUGCACGCCCAGCAAGACAGAGCCCUGACCCAGACAGACAGGAAGAUAGAAACCGAGGUGGCUGGCCUCAAGACUCUGCUGGAGGCACACAAGCUUGACACGAUCAAAUACUUAGCAGUUGCUGUGAUUCUGACUUGCAUUGGAAGGGUUUCCUGACUCUGGACACGUUUGUACAGGGAAGAUGCUGGCUGCCGGGUGGAGAUUUGUUCUUUAACAAGCAGUGUUUCAUGGAUUGCAAGCCUUUGGUACACUGUUUCCAGGUCUUGACUGGCACAAGAAGAGUGAAGAAGUGCCAGUAGCCAGCCGCCAGCCGUCCCUCCUCACUCAGCCCUCUAAGUGACUUCUCACACCUGGUACAGUACAAAAGAAAAUCCCUGAGAGUGACAAGGGGGCUAACGGUACUCUUGGUUCUUUUCUUGCAGGGUCUGUGUUUACGUGCUUAACAGUAGCUCUGGGAUUCUAUCGCCUGUGGAUAUAGUAAAGUGUCUCUUUAAAGAAAUUUCCAUGAUUUUGCCUUAAGAGUACCAGGUUGUUAUCUCACCUACCCCACCCCACCCUUUUUUCUUGUUUCAAGUUCUAAUCCUAAUUUGACUUCAUGCAUAUUAUUUAUUUCUGUGCAAACUGUGGAUCCAUAACCAAGGUGAAGAAGUCGGAAUUUCUGUAAUUAUUCUUCGGAGCUCCUCUCUUUAGUUGGCUUUUUGACUGAGCAGUGUGGACCACGCUUUCAAGACUCCAUUCAGCCAAACCAGUGGACUUGGUCUAACCUGCAGUAUAUGAGAAAAAUAAAUACUAGUGUCAUCCUCUACAGCUUGAAAUAGUCUGUAAUGUGGAGAACUGGGGAACUCAUUUACAUCGGAAGAAUCAUUGGAAUUCAAUCCAGAACACCAGCUCUUCCCAGCCUCAUCACCAGGCGCUCCUGCGCAGCCUCGCUCUGAUGCAGCAGCUGCAGCAUUAACGAUGCUGGUGCACCUUCCGGGCCUUUGUCUUUGGUUUCCAUUGUCUACAUAACAUCGCCCAUCGCCGCGGUGGUUGUUAAUGUGCCUUGCAACUGGAAGUCUCGGAACCUAAUGGAGCUUUGUAAUUCUAACACAAGUUCUUUUACUGCUGCCACUCAUGUGUUUUUGGUGAGACAAGGUCUUGCUAUUCAGCCCAGGCUAGCCUUGAACUCACAGUCCCGAGUCAAGACACCAUGCCCAGCCUCUUAACCAUCCAGAAUGCUAACUUUCCUCCCUCUCCAUCCUCUUACUUUCCCUCAUGAUGUGCGAGUUUAACACCAUACUCGUGGCAUUACCUACCUAGAAAACUUAGAAUUCUUGGAAUGAAACCCUGCUUCAGUCUGUGGUUUAGAGUGAACUUCCUUCUGGUUGUCCACCGGUUUUUUUAUAAAAUGACACACUGCACUUUCUUCCUGUGGGCUAUCUAGAUAGUGUACACAGUUUUUAGAAUGAGUACGCCUGCGCCUAGGAGCAGCGCAGGUUGUCACUUGCCCAGUGAGAGAGCCGCCAUGCUCGGCAUUGGCCUCAUGCGCAUUGAUUUCUUUGUGGCUGAAGACACCCUCACAUUCGCCUUCCCUCUGUAUUUAGAACGAGCAGCAAGGUUAUUCUGGAGACGCACAUUCUCCUCCUAGUUAAGUUGUUGGCGGAUGGAUGAGAGGGAGCAUUUGGCAAGCAGUGACACUGAGGAACCCUUCCUGGCUUUCCCCACACAGGCACAAAUGCCCAAGCUGGUGCACGGUGCAGAAACCCCAAGAGACUGCACCAUAAGAUUGGUGGAAUAAAUCACCCCUUGUCACUGUUCCAACCACAGUGCUAAAAAUAAAAACUACCUUUUGUUCCUUGGAUGUAAUUUCCAAGUUUUAGAAAUCAUUAAGUCCUUGCCUCUUUAGAAAACAUUUGUGUAAAAAGAUUCCGAGCCCCACAGAAUAUGGAAAUCAAGUGCUUUUGUACUAGAACAGUAUCGAGGUGAAAUACAAGUUCAUCCUUUUCAAGUAGAAAACAAAAAAAAAGUCUCAACUACUUAAUAAAAUACUUGGUUGAUGUAUUCUCUCCCUGUUUCAGAAAAGAGUCCCCAAAGCCUGCCCAUCCCACAGUCCCCUUACACAUGGCAGGCCUCCAUGAAUGCCGUCCCAGUUAGACCAGUUAACUGCUUCAUGGUAGCACAGCUUCGGAGCAAGGGCUCCAAGCCCAGAUGCUCUUAUCUCUCCCAGAGGAAAAAGCCCAGUAUGCAGUUAUAUUUCACAGAGGGUACGUUUCCUCGUGUCCUGAUCAAGUAUUCCUUAAGGAACACAUCCGUGUGUCUGCUUAAAGUAUUCCACAGCACUCCUGGGCUCAGCAGGCUGUGUUAUCUUUAAUUUUGCUCUAGAUUUUGUUUCUUUAUGGCACAUGACAGUCUUAUUUGGCCUUAGAAACUGUGCUAUCAUUGAGAGUGUGGGUGCCAUGCAUAUCUGAAGGUUAGGAGAGUUCAGGACUGUGUUCCCCUAUUUCCUAAUAAAGUUGAAAAGCAUUGAGCUAUAAAUAAGCAUGUCCUGUCGUCGCUGCCUUGGACAUACGUAAGUGUGUGGGUGCUGUGACCAGACACUAACUGAACUUUCCUCACUGAGGCUUCAGAGCCCUUAGGAAAUGUCUGGCAGGUUUCCAGGUAGCAACCAUGGGUCAGGCCUGUGGGGACAUUUAACAGUAGCUACAUGGGGUAAAAGAGUCCAGAUCUUAAAGUGUUCCUCUGCCUUCUUGCUGGGUACUGUGUUUUCUGUCCCCUCUAUUUUUCCUGUGGUACUUGCUAGGGACCAAACCACAGGCCUUGAAUGUGCUAUCAUCCUGCCUCAGCCUCAGCUGAGAUUAGAAGCUUUAGUCAGUAUGUCUGGCUCCCUCUGGCUUUUUUUUUUUUUUUUUAAGAGCCUCAAGUCCAGUUUCACUCCUUUCCUGCAUUCAUAUGCAAAACCCCUUUGGGGCUCUUUACUGAAGACAUUUGCUUUGAUUUCUGUACUGCUUUUCUUGCUUAACAUCUGGUGACAUGAUUUUUCCUUCACGUAUGCCCAGCACCUUGGGUAGAAAGUCACAUUCAAGAAGAAAGACCUGACUCAAAGCAGAAAAGUCUUGCUGGGGUCUCUCGGAAUGCUUUAAGCACUGGGAGCCUGAGCCGCAGCAAGCCUGUGCUUGGGCUGGCCUGUCUAAUGUCUUGGCAUCUUCUUCCCUUGAUUGUCCUUGCCCCCCUCCUCCCCAAGCUGGUCUGCCUGCCUGCUAAUUAACCCUGUCACUACUUCGAGCAUUUCCCUUCCCCAACCCUUGUAUGCCAUGUGCCAGAACUGGCAGAGCCAACCCUAGAAAACUUGGGACUUUAAGGUAAUCAAAUUGUUACAGCUUUUAUGACCCUAUUGCAAAAAUGUGUUAACCAGAAAUAAUUUAUUCUUUAUGUAUGUAAGAUACUUGGAAAUGUUCAGCCUUAUUGGAACUGUAUUCAGAAAAUAUCUUUUUACAGAUUUGUACUUACAUUCCUCCAAUGACAACCCAGAUCAUGUAACCCUUUUAUUACUUCAGCAAAUAUUCUAUUAUAUUUUAUUAUUGUAUGGAGUGAAUAUAUUUUAUUAUCUAAGAUAAAAGAUUUAUGCUUGUAUGGCUAAUAGAACUUUCUGGUUCCGAUUGAAUGUAUGAAAACAGAAUAUACCUUCUAUCUGAAACAACUGCAUCUAAACUAAUAAUCCCACCUAUUGUAAAAUGAUACCACUUAAUUGUCUCUAGUGAAUUACAAGUAAAUAUAAUACCUAAAAAAUUGGAUUUACAGAGAAGCUAUAUUUGAAAGUGAAUGUCUGAUUUGCAAAAUAAAUUAUUUGAAAGAAUUUUUA